GGCUGGGUGGAGGUGGAGAGGAAGAGCUGCCGGAAGUAGAAGGCAGGGGUGGUGGCGGAGCAGGCGGCAGCUGCCUGGGAAACCGAGGCCCGGGACGCACCGCACGCAGACAGGCAGAGAAGCCGGGUGGUCGUCUCUGUGCCCGGCACCCAGCAGGCCCGAGACCACCCUUUGCAUGGGCCGAGGGUCCCUGGUCCGGCAGCUUUCUCUGGACUCGAGUCUUUCCCUAAGCCCGCCAGGGGGCGCCGCGCUGAGGGGCUGCUGAGGGGCUGCUGAGGGGGGCGGGCGCGGCUGUCCGGAGAAGGGGCGCGGGGCCGGAGGAGAGGGCUCUGCCCCGCUCAGGAGGUACCCCUGGGCGGGGAAGCGGGAGUCUUCACCUACAGACCGGGGCAAGGUUUCUGGGGGCGAGGAGGGCGCGUCGCCCUCUGCCCCCGCCGGCACCCUGGCCAUGACGGGCAAGUCGGUGAAGGACGUGGAUCGGUACCAGGCGGUCCUGGCCAACCUACUGCUGGAGGAAGAUAACAAGUUUUGUGCGGACUGCCAGUCCAAAGGUUUGUCUGUCUCCGCCCCCGCCCCACCCACGUCUUCAGAUGGACUUGCGGAGGGAGGUCACCUGCCUUUGGGCCCCUGCUACGUUAAUGGAAUUGGUGGAAGUAGGCCACCAGCAGAGGUUUCCAGUGGAGUGCUUUGUGGAUGCUGGUCCAUUGACGGCUGCACCGCAGCUCCCUCCCCAGUGGAAAGCCCCAGAGAUGAGUCAAAUCUGCCUUCAGCUGUGGCCACCCAUCAGCGGCCGCGAUGGGCCUCCUGGAACAUCGGUGUGUUCAUCUGCAUCCGAUGUGCUGGAAUCCACAGGAAUCUGGGGGUGCACAUAUCCAGGGUAAAAUCAGUUAACCUUGACCAGUGGACUCAAGAACAGAUUCAGUGCAUGCAAGAGAUGGGGAAUGGAAAGGCCAACCGACUUUAUGAAGCCUACCUUCCUGAGACCUUCCGGCGACCUCAGAUAGACCCAGCUGUCGAGGGAUUUAUUCGAGAUAAAUAUGAGAAGAAGAAAUACAUGGACCGAAGUUUGGACAUCAAUGCCCUUAGGAAAGAAAAAGAUGACAAGUGGAAAAGAGGGAAUGAGCCAGCUCCAGAGAAAAAAGUGGAACCUGUCGUUUUUGAGAAAGUGAAAAUGCCACAGAAAAAGGAAGACCCACAGCUACCUCGGAAAAGCUCCCCGAAAUCCGCAGCGCCCGUCGUGGAUUUGUUGGGCCUUGACGCUCCUGUGGCCUGCUCCAUUGUGAGCAGUAAGACCAGCAAUACCCUGGAGAAGGACUUAGACCUUUUGGCCUCUGUUCCAUCCCCCUCUUCUUCGGUUUCCAGACAGGUUGUAGGUUCCAUGCCAACUGCAGGGAGUGCCGGCUCUGUUCCUGAAAACCUGAACCUGUUUCCAGAGCCAGGGAGCAAAUCAGAAGAAACAAGCAAGAAACAGCUCUCUAAAGACUCCAUCCUCUCACUGUACGGGUCCCAGACGCCGCAGAUGCCUGCUCAAGCGAUGUUCAUGGCUCCUGCUCAGAUGGCAUAUCCCACAGCUUACCCUGGCUUCCCUGGGGUUGCACCCCCUAACAGCAUAAUGGGAAGCAUGAUGACCCCACCAGUAGGCAUGGUAGCUCAGCCAGGAGCCUCCGGGAUGGUUGCCCCCAUGGCCGUGCCUGCAGGCUAUAUGGGCGGUAUGCAGGCUCCAGUGAUGGGCGUGCCAAACGGAAUGAUGACCGCCCAGCAGGCGGGCUACAUGGCAGGCAUGGCAGCUAUGCCCCAGACUGUGUACGGGGUGCAGCCAGCCCAGCAGCUGCAAUGGAACCUUACUCAGAUGACCCAGCAGAUGGCAGGGAUGAACUUCUGUGGAGCCAAUGGCAUGCUGAGCUAUGGACAGUCGAUGAGCGGCGGAAAUGGACAGGCAGCAAAUCAGACUCUCAGCCCGCAGAUGUGGAAAUAAAAACAGAACACCUGUGCGGCUGCCCCUCUCCUCCGCCCUCUCUGCCCCUUGCUCCUCUUUCCCCAACUCUUCCAGCCCCCCCCUUCUCCCACCUCUCUCUGUUUGGUUUAGAAAUUGCUCAGUCUGUCAUUUGGGAUUUGGCAUUCUGCCCAGCACAGCCACUUCCCAAACACACAGACCUCUCUGUUGCUUUACGUUGUACAUGUCCCCGAGCUAUCCUGACCUCCUCCCCAGCACCCCCAGUGCUCCCCCACACCAGCACCUUAGGAAUUGUUGGCAGAAGGCACUUAAUACUGCGGAAGGAAUGUGCACACUUUUGAGUACCUUUCCCACAAGGUUAACCCUCCUUUCAGACUGUUGGAGGGGCAUGUAGGUAUUGUUUUAGGCAAAGAGGGGAGGGUUUAGAGCUACUUCCAUGUGUGUUAAUAAACUAUUUCUACAUGUUUAAAUUAUUGGUUAAAGCGGGAAGCAUCAUGUUCCCAUGAUUUAUGGGAAUUAAGAAUGUACUGAAAUAAAAUUAAAUACUUCUUGGGUCUUAGAUCAGGUUGGGCCUACCCCUGGGGAGAGACGAACCCCCAUCUAUGAGGAUGAACAAAAAUGUUACCCUCCUGAGCCCAGAGUUGCUUUCUGGAUCUGAGGCAUCGGGACUCGCUGCUUCUGUCAGCCUUUGUUAGCACCAAAGACUCUAUGAAGGUCCCACAGAAAACACACAGCCCUUUCCCUGCCUCCGCCUUGCCUGCGGCUGGAGCACCGGCCCCACCAGAGGGAAUGCAGAGCUUAACGUGUGCACUGCGUGCGUGCGUGUGUGCGUGUGUGUGUGCGUGGAUUCCACCUCCCACUCUCCCCCCAUCUGCUCUGGGUAUUUUUGUUUUUGUUUUUUCAGGUUUAGGUUUACAACAGAGAGGAAAUAAUUUAUCAACAGCCUGAAACUGGCUUGCCAGUUUUUCUUAUAGUUAAAAAAGUGCAAUCUCACUGAUGGCUCUCGUCCUCCUUUCCCCUCUCCCAACCUGCCAAUCACUCUUUUAUACCUGUGUCUCCCUGGCUGCUCUGUUUCCCCACCUGCUCCAGGUGUACGAGGCAGAGAGCCUGGACAGCUUUCCUCUCAGUCACUCUUCACCCUACUUGAAAAUUAAAACAAGAAAACUUUGCUUAAAAGAUUUCAACUGUGGGAACCACAAUUUCUGGUUGCCUUUCUCCUGUGUAUGUGUAAAUUCCUUAAUAAAUAUUGCAGGGAAGGAC
Phyllostomus hastatus (greater spear-nosed bat) is the source of this 3214-nucleotide messenger RNA. RefSeq names its product small ArfGAP2 (gene SMAP2). Bases 449 to 1975 code for a protein of 508 amino acids. Gene Ontology annotation, molecular function: GTPase activator activity. The record is from RefSeq and is a predicted model, not a curated record. The transcript has 13 exons. NCBI's taxonomy places the organism in Eukaryota, Metazoa, Chordata, Mammalia, Chiroptera, Phyllostomidae.